Thalassophryne amazonica is the source of this 924-nucleotide messenger RNA. It is a transcript of the gene palm1b, whose product is annotated as paralemmin 1b. NCBI's taxonomy places the organism in Eukaryota, Metazoa, Chordata, Actinopteri, Batrachoidiformes, Batrachoididae. The record is from RefSeq and is a predicted model, not a curated record. Gene Ontology annotation, biological process: regulation of cell shape. Gene Ontology annotation, cellular component: membrane.
GUCUCGCGCGCUCCCCCUUCACAAACAAUUCAAGACUCCGACCUGAUCCGGACGACGCCCUGCACUCGAGAUUUUACGUGAUUAGGACUGCACCCGGCGUCUUUUUGAAAUUUUCUUUAAUUUUUUUUUUUAUGGGGGUCCAUCCUGGUGUUGUUAUUGUCGGGGCCGCGCGCACAGGCAUCAUCACAAACACAAGGCGUCUGAGAGGAGAAGCCAACCGGAUCCGCUGCUGAGAUGGCUGAAGUGUCGCAAGAGGAGAGACUCCAGGCCAUUGCUGAGAAAAGGAAGAAGCAGACAGAAAUUGAAAACAAGAGGAGACAGCUGGAUGAUGACCGACCACUCCAGCAUCUCAAGUCAAAGGCACUGAGGGAGCGCUGGUUGUUAGAUGGAGCUCCAGAGGAGGAGGAGACCCAGAGGCGUCUGCAGGAGGACGAGGUCAAAACCAAACUCCUGGAGCAGGUCAUCCUCAGGCUGGAACAAGAGAUUGAAGAACUGGAGACAGGCGUCCCAGCCAAUAAGGGUGUGGCCAAAGAAAAUGGAAGUGAGAAUGGAGUAGUGCAGACCUCUGGUCAGACUCCCAAGAGAGAGGUGACGGGGAUCCAGGCCAAACUGUUAGGCCCGAGCCCCGACCAAGCAAGUGCCGACAACCCCGUCACCCUGGUGUUCAUGGGCUACAAAACGGUGGAGGACGAGCAGGAGAGCCGCACGGUCCUGGGAAUGGAAGGGGUAGACGGCAACGUCAAGGCCGAGUUCGUAGUGAUCGAGGACGGAGAGGGAAAAGCCGGAGGAGAGGCGGCCACAGAGGAGCAGGCCCCACCCAAUGGGAGCAUGGCGGAGACGGAGAAGGCCAACGGAGGUGGAGAGGAAGGAGAUAAGGAAAAGGAGAAGAAACAGACCUGCAAAUGCUGCGUGGUCAUGUGAGGG